AUGUCCAAGCCAAAGGCUGCUCAGCCUGUCAAGUCUAGUCCGACUUCUUCUGGUCAACAUGACGCAAGUAUUAUCAUCACGUCCAGUUUGAUACCCAUGUUCCCAUCCAUCAUGUUGACGAAUUCCACCAUCCAAUCUCUGCACAAACACUUGAUUGGAUUGCCUCUGGAUGUCCCAAUAUUUAUCUCAGUUGAUCGACCACCAGACUCACAAUUGAAUGAGGGAGACAAUAAACAACGAUUGGAAGAAUACAUCCAAAGACUGCAGAAGGCUGACUUUGCUCCAUUCACUAAUGUGAAAGUGGUUCCCAUGGAAGUACACAGGCACUUGGCUGGUAGCAUCAAUCAUACCCUGGCGCUCCAUGUCAAAACGCCAAUAUUUUACAUCAUUGAGCACAAUGCUCCCUUUUUGCGCAACGUGGAGCACGAGAAACUGGUGCAAACCAUGAAACAAAAUCCCGAUGUCCUUCAGAAUAUUCGAUUCCUGCUUCAAGACGAACCACAUGCUUGGACCGUAAGGAAAUCAUCCUGUCAUGUCAAGAAAUCUGCUCGCCAAUUCAAAGAAAAUGGAAAGGACUUUGUAAGGGUCGAUGUGGAUGUACCAAGCGGCGACCUCAAGCUCAAUGGAAUGGAGUUCUACGUCACAAGUAGCUGGAGAUCAUACAAUCAAAUUACUAGCAGAGAAUACUAUGACAAAAUGUUGAAAGAAAUUGCCUAUCUGGUCCGAGACCCACGAUGGCCCAUGGAGAGAAAUGCCCAGAACGAUUGCAGUCAACACGGUCAGCAAGUGUAUGGGCCACGGCUUGACGCUUAUCCCUACAUUCAACAGUUGAGCGUUGGGACGUGA
Seminavis robusta is the source of this 846-nucleotide messenger RNA. NCBI's taxonomy places the organism in Eukaryota, Bacillariophyta, Bacillariophyceae, Naviculales, Naviculaceae. The record is from the annotation of a GenBank genome assembly.